CUUGUACUGUGGCAACACUUUUAGUUAUGGCCGAUAUUUCUAUUGGGUAGCACGCGAGCUAGUUUCCGAAUUUUUGUGUUGUAUUACAAGAAGUUUCUGUUAAUUCGGUGUUUGGUGCAAGUUUAAACUUGAAAUAAAUACGCUUUGUGUAAAUUUUGUGUUGUACGUGGUUACCAAUUAGUGAUAAUCAGUAAAGAAUGUUUGUUGUGUCUUCCUAGUAAUAGGAUCAGUGGUCAAUCUUAACUAUUGGAUUACGGUUUUGCUGGUUAUUCAAUUGUUGUGGACUCUAAGAUCAGUGCAGUGUAUCGAUGAGAGUGAGCCAGUUAUUGUAGCACGAGGGUCGCCACGCUGGUCGAACCACUUACUUAGGGGCGGUGUGUGAGUGCCGCACCGCCAUGUCGCAUCACAGCGAUGAGCAGGCGCUGCUCACGGUCGCCUCCGACUCCUUCUGGGAGCCAGGAAACUACAAAAGGACCACCAGAAGGGUGGACGACGGCCACAGACUAUGCGGCGAACUACAGACCCUAGUGCAGGAGAGAGCAGACAUAGAGAAAACGUACGCGAAAAGUUUGCGAGGCUGGGCGAAGAAAUGGAACGAUCUAAUUGAGAAAGGUCCCGAAUACGGCACAAUGGAGGCGGCGUGGAAGGGCGGCAUGGUGGAGGCGGAGCGGUUGUCGGACCUGCACCUGAGCGUGCGGGACCGCCUCGUCAAUGACGUCAUCGCGCAGAUCAAGAACUGGCAGAAGGACACGUACCACAAGUCAAUGAUCCAGCUAAAAGAGCGCAAAGAAAUGGACGAAGCGUUCAAAAAGGCGCAAAAACCGUGGGCGAAGUUCCUGCAGAAGGUGGAACGCACCAGGCUGGAGUACCACACCGCCUGCAAGCAGGAGAGAACCGCGCAGAACCAGGAGAGGAAUGCCAGCGGUGACAGCUCGUUAAGUCCAGACCAGGUCAAGAAAAUGGCAGAACGCGUCGCCAAAUGCCGCGAAGAGGUCUCCAAAAACCGGGAGAAGUACCAAGCGGCUCUGGCGGAGAUCACGGCGUACAACCCUCGGUACAUCGAGGACAUGACGGCUGUCUUCGAGCGCUGCCAGCAGAUGGAAGCGCAGAGGCUGACGUUCUUCAAAGACGUGCUGUUCAGCUUCCACAAGUGCCUUGAUAUUAGUAAAGAACCUACAUUACCACAAAUAUACGAAGAGUUCCACCACACGAUCAACAACGCGGACCACCAGAAGGACCUCAAGUGGUGGGCCAACAACCACGGGGUCAACAUGGCCAUGGCGUGGCCACAGUUCGAGGAGUACACGGAGGAGUUCCGGGACAUCGCCAAGGGCAAGUCCAAGGAGAGCCUGCCCACUGGGCCCAUCACGCUGCUGAAUCAGCGACCCGUCAGCGAAGACGAACUACCGCCGAUCACGAACAACAAGGCGAGCAAGAACUCGAAUCACUCGGAACCGCCGCCUGCGCCCGCGCACUCGACGAACAACACGGCGAACAACACGGCGAAUAACACGGCUAACAACACGAUCGACAAGAAAAGCAUCAGCGCGCCUAUCGCUGUCACGAACGGCACAGCAUCCGCACCGAAAUCGAACAAGACGUCUCCGGCUAAGGAUUCGCAGGGCAAGCAGGACAACCCCUUCGACGAGGAUGAGUGGGACGAAGAGUCGGCCGGCGCGCUCACGGAUACCGGUGAACCUGGUGUGCCGGUGCGGGCCUUAUACGACUAUACUGGUGCAGAGAGCGACGAAUUGAGCUUCAGGCAAGGGGACCUAUUCGAAAAACUAGAAGACGAAGACGAACAGGGCUGGUGCAAGGGGCGCAAGGACGGGCGCGUGGGGCUCUACCCCGCCAACUACGUGGAGCCCGUGGGCCACUAGCCCGUGGGCCACUAGCGCCCCACCCUGCCCCCCACCCUGUGCCCCACGCCACAAACCCCCACUCACAGCAACCCACACUAGCGGUACACGCUUACAAAACAGUGUACUUAUAGUUCCAAAAUACUGAACUGUCCUAUGCAUGACAUUGACAGUGGGGCGCCACCUCAAUACCGAAUCGCUGGUUCCGAUUUUUGCCAUGUUGGAAACCAGUUGAACGAUGGUAGCGCCCCCCUGUCAUUGAGUUUGGUGGGACAGUUCAGUGUGGGUCAUCUAUACCAUGAGUUUACGUUAGGUGUGCUCGCUAGCGAGUACGUCAAAAAUCUCUAUGAAGAUUUUGUUUCUUGAAAGUAGCCGCUAGGGGCGCUGCACAAUAUUUUCAUACAAUUAAUGUCAUUUAUUUACGUAGUCGCUAGCGAGCACACCUAAUGUAAACUCAUGGUAAGCACACAGUCUAUUCCACUUUGAUCACCUGACCUUGAUCACCCAGGUGAUCUAAGUUCACUUCCAGCGACAAUUUAGUGCCCUUUGAUCACCUACGGAUACGAUGCCGUGGGUGAUCAAAGUGGACUCCAGUUAAAUUAUUAUUUUAGUGUCCUUUGAUCACCUAUAAAAAGUCUAAAUCAUACCUCUGAAUAGUCACAUACAUGUCCAAUUUGUUUGUUGCGGUUUAUAGAAAAUAUCAAAAUGUUACAAAACAAAAUAUGUAAGUACAACAAUUGUACAUGUAAUUCAGAGGUGUGAUUUGUUUGUAGGUGAUCAAAGGACACUAAAUUGUCGCUGGAAAUCCACUUUGAUCACCUGGGUCAUCAAAGCCAGGUGAUCAAAGUGGAAUAGACCUCCGAAGCCAUGUUUAUCUAUCAAAUAGUUUUAUCAAUAUUAAAAAAUAACUUUAUAAUCCAAGUACUUGACUGUAGCAAGAAUCAAUUCCCACUAUUCGUUUAGUGACUUUGAUGUCUUGCAACUUGACCCGUUGCUGUGUCACCAUCUUGUUUUGUAACAUAUUCCAUUGUACAUCUAUUUUAUUUAGCUGUUAAAU
Messenger RNA from Ostrinia nubilalis (European corn borer), 2916 nucleotides. It is a transcript of the gene Synd, whose product is annotated as protein kinase C and casein kinase substrate in neurons protein 1. Gene Ontology annotation, molecular function: phospholipid binding; protein binding. Lineage: Eukaryota; Metazoa; Arthropoda; Insecta; Lepidoptera; Crambidae. The record is from RefSeq and is a predicted model, not a curated record. Bases 396 to 1880 code for a protein of 494 amino acids. The transcript is spliced from 11 exons. Gene Ontology annotation, biological process: regulation of endocytosis; cytoskeleton organization; plasma membrane tubulation. Gene Ontology annotation, cellular component: plasma membrane; cytoplasm; endosome.